CCGACAUUUACAUUCCAGUAGCCACUCUCUACCCCGCCGACAUUUACAUUUUUUUCAGUAGUCACAGUCAAGAAACAAUAGAAAAUCUUUGAUCUAUGCAGAGUAUAUUAUAUUUCAAAUAAAUCUCUCUGCAUCUGGAUCUUGGGGGUCAUUUUGGUGCAAGGCAUUGCAGAUAAGCUCUGUUUAGGUGUGAGGAAAUGAGUGGGGAUGAGUCGAAGUCGAAAUGUGGUUGGAUGUGGUAUCUGGUGGUUCUGGUAGUUGCGGCACCAAUUGUGCUUGCAGUUGUCCUGAUCCUGAGGAAAAAACACGGCGGCUCAGAUGUUGCCCCUGUUCCGGGCCCACCCGGCGCCGUCACUCAGAGAUACGGGGAUGCCCUCCAGAUCGCAAUGCAGUUCUUCGACGUCCAGAAGUCAGGAAAAUUGGUAGACAACAAAAUUGCAUGGAGAGGGGAUUCGGGGAUAAAAGAUGGCAGUUCAGCAAAGAUUGAUUUGAGUAAAGGAAUGUAUGAUGCGGGGGACCUUAUGAAGUUCGGAUUCCCAAUGGCAUAUACAGCCACCGUGUUGGCAUGGACGAUCCUUGAGUAUGGUGAUCAGAUGGAGGUGGUGGGCCAGUUAAAACCUGCCAAAGCUUCACUCAAAUGGAUUACUGAUUACCUUGUCAGUGCUCAUCCCUCUGACAAUGUCCUUUACAUUCAGGUGGGUGAUCCUGACAUAGACCAUAAAUGCUGGCAGAGGCCAGAAGACAUGACUGAGAAAAGGCCUCUGAUCCAAAUCAACGCUUCUGUACCUGGAACAGAAGUUGCAGCUGAAACUGCAGCGGCCAUGGCAGCAGCAUCCCUCGUGUUCAAACCAUCCAACUCUCCAUACUCAAGCACCCUUCUGAGGCAUGCCAAGCAGUUGUUCACCUUUGCUGACAAGCACAGAGGGUCUUACAGUGAAAACAUCCCAAAUGUUGCCUCAUAUUAUAACUCAACGGGAUAUGGAGAUGAACUGCUAUGGGCAGCAACAUGGCUCUAUCAUGCAACAGGAGAUCAAUCAUAUCAUGAUUUCGUGACUGGUGAAAAUGGAGACGAGUUUGCUAGUUGGGGAAAUCCGACUUGGUUUAGCUGGGAUAACAAACUGGCCGGAGUGCAGGUUCUGUUGUCAAGGGUAAGUUUGUUUAGGUCAAAGGGGUUAUCAAACUCACACAUUCUGCUCAAGUAUAGGAGCACCGCAGAAGCAGUUAUGUGUGGCCUUUUACCGAAAUCUCCCACAGCCACGUCUAGCAGAACAGACUCUGGCUUAGUAUGGAUAAGUGAAUGGAACUCAUUGCAGCAUCCUGUAGCCUCAGCCUUCUUAGCUGUUGUUUAUAGUGAUUACAUGCUUACAUCACGCACUCCAAAGAUCACAUGUGACGGGAAAUCUUAUACACCGUCCGAUUUACGCAAGUUUGCCAUGUCACAGGCUGAUUAUGUGUUGGGCAAGAAUCCAAUGAAGAUGAGCUACCUUGUCGGGUAUGGAGACAACUACCCAAAAUAUGUUCACCAUAGAGGAGCCUCCAUUCCAAUCGACGCAACAACUGGCUGCAAAGAUGGGUUCAAGUGGCUUGAGUCGACCACUCCUAACCCGAACGUUGCGAUUGGAGGCCUUGUCGGUGGACCGUUUCGAAAUGAGUCAUAUAUCGAUAUAAGGAAUAACUCGAUGCAAGCGGAGCCCACAACAUACAAUAGUGCAAUUAUUGUGGGCCUUCUCUCUGGUUUGGUUACCUCCUCUUCGGUAGUUCAGUCUUUCAUUUGAGCUAGACCACCUCAAACGAAGUUCAUGUCCAGAUUAUUUUUUAUUUGUAUGUAUAUACUGCUACCUAUAUGGCUAUAUGCAUGAGUAAUCAACUUUUCGUUAUGUUGUAUAUUGUUACUUGUUAGUAUGUUUAGAGUGUGGCUUAUGACUAAAUGAGUUUUGUAGUGUGUAAACAUAUACUGCGUAAUUCUUUUUUGGAAAAGACUGGAAGAGGGGUUUCAUGUUCAAAUAAAAGGCACUCCUAAAAGCAAUUAUUUUGA
Molecule: messenger RNA, 2035 nt
Organism: Cuscuta epithymum
Lineage: Eukaryota; Viridiplantae; Streptophyta; Magnoliopsida; Solanales; Convolvulaceae
Source: the annotation of a GenBank genome assembly